Molecule: messenger RNA, 3926 nt
Organism: Panicum virgatum (switchgrass)
Lineage: Eukaryota; Viridiplantae; Streptophyta; Magnoliopsida; Poales; Poaceae
Product: phototropin-2-like
Exons: 22
Coding region: 872-2920 (682 amino acids)
Biological process (GO): protein phosphorylation
Cellular component (GO): cytoplasm; plasma membrane; nucleus
Molecular function (GO): protein serine/threonine kinase activity; ATP binding
Source: RefSeq, a predicted model, not a curated record
GUGAGUCUAUCACGGGCCGGAUUGCAUUAUCCGCUCGCCGCGCCAGCUUUGCCCUGCUCCACCCGCCAUUCUUUUCUCCGCUCUCCGGCCGCCUCGAUCUCCUCCCCUUGCUCCCUCUGUCUUGUCCUCGUCGCCUCUCGGCUUGCCCUCCGCCCUCCGGUGCCUCUGUGCCCUGCCGACUGCAAGUUCAGGUGCCGCAGCCAUCUCACUCUCUCUGUCUGUCUCUCUCUCUACCUGCAUCAACCAUCAGGUGGUUCCAUUUCAUCUCAUCUCAUAAGUCAUAUCCAAAGCCCAAAGGAAAUCACCACUUGUCCAUCUUAACACCUGCUGGUGAUUAUUACUAAUUGUCUAAUUGGAUUGUUUGUUUCCUGCCUCUGAUUGUCCUUGUAAUUUCCUUCCUUUCAUGUGCCUUACCUACUGCCCCCUCCUAUGCUGCUACUCACCCUACUACUACUCCUGGCAAUAAAGUAUUCCACCAGAAGUGGUUCCGUUCCAUUCCAUUGGCCUGCUCUGGAUAAUGCAAUAGUGAAAGCUACUAGUAGCUAGUAGCUAGCUGCUCUGCUACUGUGCUGUCGCCUGUCGGGUUGCUAAAUCCAAUUCACAAAAGUUUCCCUGGUGUUCGUUCUCGCUUCGCAGACCAAAACACCCUGCUAGAGUUUUGCUGCUUUUGUGUUCCUCACCGCACAGAUUGCCCCAGGUUGAUUUCAUUCAUUCAGCUCCGUUCACUUGAAGCUCUGUUUUCUUUCUUUCAUUCGUUGUUGAUUCUUGCCGGCAGCGGCGAUUCAGCGCAUGGUUGUUCGCCCGCACCUGCGCGGCCGUUGAUCGCGACAGCCUCGUCGCAGCGGUCGGAGGAGCAGCGCCGGCGGCGUCCAUGGCGGCGGGGUCGUCGAGGCAAGCGGCGGAGAAGGUGGACAAGUGGAUGGCGUUCCCGUCGGGCGCCGACGGCGGCAGCUUCACCUUCCCGCCGCCGCGUUCCGGGUCGGGCGGCGGCAAGGAGAUCGUGGAGGAGCCAGCGUCGUCCUCUCCGGGCGCCGCCGCCGCCGGAGGCGGCAGCUACCGGCAGCCGUCGUUCCAGCGCGGGCGCGACAGCGGCGGCGCGGGCAGCACCAAGUCGUCGCUGGACGGCGCGCGCGGCUCGGGGGAGUCGUCGCUGCCGCGGGUGUCGCAGGAGCUCAAGGACGCGCUGUCCAACCUGCAGCAGACCUUCGUCGUCUCCGACGCGACGCGCCCGGACUGCCCAAUCAUCUACGCCAGCGCCGGCUUCUACACCAUGACCGGCUACUCCCCCAAGGAGGUCAUCGGCCGCAACUGCCGCUUCCUGCAGGGCCCCGACACGGACGCCAACGAGGUGGCCAAGAUCCGGGACGCCGUCAAGGCCGGCCGCAGCUUCUGCGGCCGCCUGCUCAACUACCGCAAGGACGGCGCGCCCUUCUGGAACCUGCUCACCGUCACCCCAAUCCGCGACGACAACGGCAAGGUCAUCAAGUUCAUCGGGAUGCAAGUGGAGGUGAGCAAGUACACGGAGGGGCUCACCGACAAGCGCAUGCGGCCCAACGAGCUGCCGGUCUCGCUCAUCCGCUACGACGACCGGCAGAAGGAGACGGCGAUGUCGUCGAUAACGGAGGUGGUGCAGACGGUGAAGGACCCGCGCGCCCGCUCCCAGGGCGAGGAGGAGGAGCCCAUGGAGCCGCCGCCGCCGGUCACGCCGGCGCGGGCCGGCGCCGCGGCCACGGCGUCACCGAUGGUCGGCCCCGGCACGGCGUCCGGCGCCGCCGGCCACAAGUUGCCGCUCUGGGACCUCAAGAAGGAGGACUCGUUGAGCAGGAAGCUGAGCGGCCGCGGCUCAUUCAUGGGGUUCAAGAUGGGGAAGAGGAGCUCGGUGGGAAGCAAGGAGCAGGCGCUGCCGGCGACGGAGGUGAAGGCGCCCGCGCCACCAGAGGCGGCGACGGAGAAGGAGCGCAAGAACAGCUGGGAGAAAGAGGGGAGGGAGAGGGACAUCAGGCAGGGGAUCGACCUGGCCACCACGCUGGAGCGCAUCGAGAAGAACUUCGUCAUCACCGACCCCAGGAUCCCGGACAACCCCAUCAUCUUCGCGUCGGAUAGCUUCCUGGAGCUGACGGAGUACACGCGGGAGGAGAUCCUCGGAAGGAACUGCAGAUUUCUUCAAGGGCCGGAGACAGACAUGUCCACUGUCGAUAAGAUCCGCGAGGCCAUCCGGGAGCAGAAGGAGAUCACUGUCCAGCUCAUAAACUACACCAAGAGCGGGAAGAAGUUUUGGAACUUGUUUCACCUGCAGCCGAUGUGGGACCAGAAGGGGGAGCUCCAAUACUUCAUCGGUGUUCAACUAGAUGGAAGUGACCAUCUCGAACCCCUUACGAAUCGUCUCUCUGAGAACACCGAGCUACAAAGUGCUAAAUUGGUCAAAGCUACAGCGGAGAAUGUGGAUGAAGCAGUCAGAGAGCUUCCUGAUCCCAACUUGAGACCAGAGGACCUGUGGGCAAUUCACUCUCAACCUGUUUCUCCAAAACCUCACAAACGACUUAAUUCUUCUUGGAUAGCGAUAGAAAAGAUUACAAAAUCUGGGGAGAAGAUAGGCUUGAAGCACUUCAAGCCUAUAAAACCUUUGGGUUGUGGUGACACUGGAAGUGUACACCUGGUGGAGUUGCAAGGCAGUGGGGAAUUAUUUGCAAUGAAGGCAAUGGACAAAUCAGUGAUGCUGAACCGCAACAAGGUUCAUCGGGCUUGUAUCGAAAGAGAAAUAUACUCACUGUUGGAUCAUCCGUUUCUACCAACACUAUAUACUUCGUUCCAGACACCAACACAUGUUUGUCUGAUAACAGACUUUUGUCCUGGAGGAGAAUUAUUUGCACUACUUGAUACGCAACCCAUGCAACUUUUCAGAGAAGAAUCUGCAAGGUAGCUGUUAUUUUACGCUGCGGAGGUUGUAAUUGGUCUCGAGUAUCUCCAUUGCCUUGGAAUUAUAUACCGUGAUCUAAAACCAGAAAAUAUUUUGCUCCAAGAGGAUGGACACAUUGUUCUGACUGAUUUUGACCUCUCAUUUUUGACUUCUUCAAAACCCCAUGUGAUAAAGCAUUCGACUUCAAGACAGAGAAGAUCUAAAGAAUUUCUCCCCCCAAGUUUUGUUUCAGACCCUGCCACUCCAUCGAAUUCUUUCGUUGGAACUGAAGAGUACAUAGCACCAGAGGUCAUCACGGGUGCACCACACACAAGUGCCAUUGAUUGGUGGACUCUUGGGAUUCUCUUGUAUGAGAUGUUGUAUGGGCGGACACCUUUUCGAGGAAAGAAUAGGAAAAAGACAUUUUAUAACAUCCUGCACAAAGACCUUACGUUUCCUAGUAGCAUUCCGGUUAGUCUUGCGGCAAAGCAAUUAAUCCAUGGAUUACUUCAGAGACAUCCCUCUUCUCGACUUGGCUCAAGUGCUGGUGCAAAUGAUAUCAAGCAACAUCCCUUUUUUGAAGAUAUAUACUGGCCGCUCAUUCGUUGCAUGGAGCCCCCAGAGCUUGAUGUUCCGCUGAAAUUAACUCUGUAGGAGCCUGAACUUAAAGUGAAACCCGAGGAAGAUUCUCUCACUCUGCCUUAUUGAGACAUUUUAAGGCAGGCUGUACAAACCGCUCGUGGAAGGAACAUUCUUGAGCAUGUAUAGUAAUAAGAGGCUUCAUGAGCUGAUAUAAGGAAUUAUAUAUCAUCUUUUGAGUUGCAUUAGAGAUCUUGUACAGUGAUUCUUUUGGUUAGAUUAAGUGCAUAAUAUAUCACAUAAAUAGUAUCACGGUCCUUGUAAAAGUUGCCACCAUUUCUACAGAUGGUUCAGUAAGAUGUAGCAUGUAGUAUUGAUGUUAUACAUUAGUACCACCAUUUGAGAUGGAAUUUUCAUUUACAAAGCCAAGGUUCCGUGCGGAUCUAAAUCA